AUGUCCGAGAGCGCGGACGAGGAGGAGGAAGGAGCGAAAGGCGCGUUCGAAGAAGGGAAAGGUGGCGCGUUUGAUUUUUUCUUCGGAAAUAUCCGAGAGAGUUUAACGACGAUAGGAGGAGGGCAAAACAACAACGCGAAGAUUAUGUCGAGCGCAAAGGGGACGAACGAGAAUAACAACGACGGGAGUUCUCUUCCUCGAGGAUCUUCUGAUGAUGCUUCGAACAACAACAGCAGCAGUAAUAAUAAUACGAACAACAUUAACGCGGAAAAAGCGUUUCGGAGACGCGGGAACGCCGCGACGAUGAUGACGACGUUUGGAGGAGAAGGAUCGAAUUCGUCCAAGUUUGGGUACGAGGAAGAGUUGUUCGGGACCGCGAGCAGCGCGGGUUCGCCGACGAAACAUUUUGGACAUCCUGACGGGAAUACGAAUACGAAUGACAACCAUUACGUGCCUGGUUCUAAUUCGAUGCCGUCCACGCCGAAUGGUGGGGGUUUUGCGAACAACAACAACAACAGAACGAAUUCUGUGAACCAAGCGACGGUGAACUUAAUCAACGGCAUAUUAGGCACCGGAGCGUUGGGUUUACCGUACUGUUUCAAAUUGACCGGGGUGUUUUUGACGACGAUGUUGAUUGUCGUCUCGGCGUGCUCGACGAUGUUUACCACGCAGUGUUUGUUGUUUUCGAGCGCGGUGACGGACGCGUGGAGUUACGAAGAAGUCGCGUUUAGAACGUUAGGGGAUAGAGGGAAAAUAUUAGUGAGAAUUUGCGUGGUGGCGUUGUUGAUGGGGUGUUCGGUGGCGUACGUGAAUAUAGUUUCGGAUAUCUUUUCCGGCGUGGCUGGGACGAUUGUGCCAGCGGGCGCCGAGCCGAGUCGAGGGGAGACCAUGGUUGCGGUGGUAUGUUUUGGGUUUGUGCCGAUAGGGACGAUGAUUAGAUCGGCGAAAGCGUUGAGCAGCACGUCUGCGUUUGGGAUUUUUAUCGCGUGGAUGUUUACUUUGUCCGUCGCGGUGGUGUAUUUUUUUAAGAGUUCAGUGUAUCCGGAUUUGUACGCCGAACACGAGUUGGCUGGGAAUAACGCGGUGCAGACGUGGAAUAGUGAGAAGAUUAUGAUUGUGUUACCGGUGUUGUCGUUUGGUUUCGCGGCGUCGCCGAUUAUGUAUCCAGUGGUUCAAACGUUGAAAGAUCCGACGAAUAACAGAGUGUUAUCGGUGGCGAAUAAGAGCAUAUGGAUUUCCGGGAUCGCGUAUUUUAUCAUCGGUUUGAUGGGGUACUUGACGUUUCAAGAUAGCGCGAGCGGGGACGUGUUGCGAAACUUUGGAGCGGAGAAAGGUUCGUGGGGGGUGUUGAUGCGAACGAUGAAGUUGUUGUAUUGCGUGUCGAUGGCGACGUGCGUUCCGGUUGUAUUUAUCACGUUGAGAGAGACGUUAACGCCGGUCGUGCUGCGAGUGUGCCAGUCGCCGGAUUCUCAGAAAGAAAUGUCCAGAGGGCAAGAUAUAGGUUUAAAUGCCGUUUUGUUUGGUUCCUCGUUGGCGAUGGCGUUUUAUAUUCCCAACGUGGAGUUUGUGUUUGGUUUAGUCGGUGCGACGUCAUGUUCGACGCUGAUUUUCACCGCGCCGAGUUUGAUUUUCUUAUCCGCCACGAGCGAUAGUUCAGGAAGUUACGCCAAAGCCUCAAGCAAAGUCAGCUCGUUCGGUUGGAUCACUACGCUCGGGUUGACAACAUCUAGACAAAUAGCGAGACUCUUUUGCGCGUUUGGCGUGUAUUUGUUGGUGAAAUCGACCGAACACACCAUUCGCGCCGUCCACGAAGAGCAAACGUUGGUUGAUUUAGUGUCCUCGUUGCACGCGGCGGAAGCGAAGGCUUCCGAAGCCGCGGUGAUGUACGAGAAAGUAUACGAAGCGGCAGAUAAGUUUCAACGAGUUGAAAAAGCCGAGAGUGAGUUGUCGAUUGCGCAGACAGAAUCGGAAAAAACGAUGCAAAUAGUGAAAGACGCCGUCGCGUCGUUGGAAAAGCUGAGCUCAAAAAGUGACGGAGGUAGUAGCAGUUCGGAUUUUAAGAACAUGUUUUUUGGAGAUUCAGACGACGACGCGCACGGGGAAGUCUUGAAGAAAUCCAUCGAAGAAGUUUCGGAAAUGUCGAAAUCAUUUGGAAACGUUACCAUCGGUUCGUUGAUUGUAGCCGAGGCGACGUUGGAGGAACUUUCCGAUGAAAUCAGCGACGAGAAGAACGAAAUAGAAAAAGAAAAGAACAAGGAACAAGAACGACGCGACAAAGACGCGGCGUUGAUUGCAGAAGCGACUGGAACAGUGGUUGAUUUCGAUUCAAUUAAGGAGUCGUCUUCGAAAAAUAGCGAGAGCGGCAAAGACGGUGAAAACGAAACGAAACAGGUAGAAAAAGAAGAGAAGGAGGUUGAAAAACUCGUCGCCGACGAAUCUGAAACCGUCAAACGCGUGUUUGAAACGCAAUCUGCGUUGUCGGUAUUACACGAUGUCGCCACGGAAGUUAUCGGCGCCAUGGACGUCUCGCAUGCCGGGGUUUCCUCGGCAUCCGCGCGAGCGCAGAGUCGACUUCACGAGGUUCAAAACGUUUUAAACACUACGCAGAUGACCGCGGAAGUUAUCAGCAAAACGUUAGCAGAUUUGAAAGAAGCGAAGGAGACGCAGUCGGAGAACGUUUUGAAAGCAGUUAUGAAAGCGAUUGAAAACUCUGGACGUAACGACGAGGAAGGUAAAGAUUUGAUGGAAGCGUUGGCGCAAGUUGAAAACGAAGCGCGCGAGUUGGCCGAGAGAAGGAAAGAGGAAGAGGACGAAGACAAAGGAUCGGUUCCGAGAGAGGAGACGAAACAAAAGAAGGACACAGAUAGUUCUGAUUCGGCUGGAGAUGGAAUCAGCGACGAAACCGUCGCGAAGCUCUUAGACGCGACGAAAACCGCCGCCGAGAAAAUGGUCGUCACGGAAGUCGAAGACAUCAUGAAGAAAACGAGUAAAGUGAAACCAGAAGUCGUCGAUCGAGCGGCGGAAAUCGCGAGACAACUUCGUCCAAAAGCAGUCGAAGAAUCUUCAGAAAAACCGUCCAUCAACUCUUUAUUUGAUAUUUCAAACCAGAAGGACAAAACUACUUCGGGUGGCGACGCCAGUCAAGGCGGCGGUGGAGGAGAAGCCGGUAACGAAGGCGCGAGUUUGGACGCGGGAAACGCCACCACCGCCGCAAACGCGAGAGCAUUACCCGACCUCACCUACGAAGAGCGCAAGAAAGAGUGGAAAAUUAAACCUCUGCUCGACAGUGAAUUCUUCGAACGCGCCGGGAAAUCUAAAGCAAACAACAACAAUAACAAAGAAGAAGCCGAAGAGUUAGCCGCCGCGGUCGAAGCGAGCGAGGAAGCGAAAGACGAUUCAGACGACGACGGCGAUUUGAACUGGGACAGCUCGUUUUCCAAACGCGUCAGGGGUAGCAGUAGUAGUGGCAGUAGCAGUAGCAAUGAAGGAGACGCGUUGUUCGAAAAGAAUUUUUAG
Bathycoccus prasinos is the source of this 3516-nucleotide messenger RNA. RefSeq lists its product with no specific name. The transcript has a single exon. Gene Ontology annotation, molecular function: amino acid transmembrane transporter activity. Lineage: Eukaryota; Viridiplantae; Chlorophyta; Mamiellophyceae; Mamiellales; Bathycoccaceae. The record is from RefSeq and is a predicted model, not a curated record. Gene Ontology annotation, biological process: amino acid transmembrane transport. The coding region runs from base 1 to 3516 and encodes 1171 amino acids.